Messenger RNA from Drosophila miranda, 3922 nucleotides. RefSeq names its product microtubule-associated protein futsch-like. The record is from RefSeq and is a predicted model, not a curated record. The transcript has 8 exons. Gene Ontology annotation, molecular function: DNA binding. Bases 108 to 3722 code for a protein of 1204 amino acids. NCBI's taxonomy places the organism in Eukaryota, Metazoa, Arthropoda, Insecta, Diptera, Drosophilidae.
AUAGAAAAUGAGAGUCGAUAUUUAAUGCCAGAAAUCUCAUAACAAACUUCAUUUGUGAGUGAGUUCCGAAAUUGCGUCUGAAAUUUUUUUUUCCCGCGCAGGGGGAAAUGUUUGAUUCCGGGAUGGCAGCUGUAAGCUUAAGCAUAAACGGGCAGCCGGCCGUCCUUCUACAGCCCGAUACUGUUUACCGCAUUGGGCGCAAGGAAGCAUAUGAGUUCUGUGUCGCCGAUGAAUCCAUGGAGCUGUUGCAUGCUUUGGCAAUUGUCUAUCGAGCGGGUGUCCUUCGCGUGUUGGCGCUGAUGGGAAAGGUAUUCGUGAAUGGCCUGGAGAACGGCAAUGUGGACAUCAGCCGAAAGGAUGCCAUCGAUGGAAAGGUAAAGUUACGCUUCGGUAAUGUGGCAGCCGAAGCGCAAAUAAUGGAACCUAUUCAGCACCAUGAUAGCAGUGGAUUCGGCGAAUCCCUCAAGGACACAUCCGUCGAUACAACAUCAGACAGUCUCGUUAUACCAGAAACGGAGGUGCAGUCGGUCAACACAAGUGCUAAUACAACGGUUGGUAGCUUUUUUGUACCCGAAACCCAAGCUGUGGUCUUUGAUAAAGGAGUCUCGAAGGGCGGCAAAGUUUCGCUGGGCGAUGACUUCAUGAUACCCGAGACGCAAGAUCUCCUUAGUACUCCACCAGUUGUUGUCCACAAUGAGAAAUCCAAUUCUAUCGAUGAAGAUGCCUCUGAAAUGGGCACGCAGAUACGCAUUUGCACCCAGGAAUUCAAUAAUUUCGAUGAGGAUGCAUUUGAUGACUUCGAUUCAUCUAUGAUAAUGGGAGAUUCUGUGACGGCACUAUCGCUUCGUCAGCGCAUUGAAAACAAAAACAAGCAGGAUGUCGAUGAAAAGGACCUGGAACUGAGUGCCUUAAAUUGGUCUGCAACUAAUCCAAAAUGCACUGUCUUGAAUAGCACCAAGGCGGGAGAAUUGUCUCCUCGGGAACUUGCUUGUAUUGCACCAGACCUAUCCGGCCAGAAUCCAUCUCAAAAUGCAAGAAAUUGUACUCCUGAUCUAUUUGAUUUGAUGAAUGCUGGUAAUGUACUGUCCGCAAAAACAAUCGACAAGAUUCAGGAAAAGGCAGCCAAAAUUGGGAAUACACCCGAAGAAGGAGUCGUUGAAAAGAUAGCAAGCAAGCGAGUAGGAAGACCGAGAAAGAUCAAAACACCAACAUCAACACCGCAGGACACCAUACAGAGUAAGAUAAAGAAGGAGAACCCACCAGAGAAAGAAAAUGCGAAUACUAGUGCAGUGGCAAAACGGAGGGUGGGCAGACCUAGGAAGUCCCAAAAACCAACAGAAGAUAAACCAGAACUAAAAGUGAGAAGAAGUGAGACAUCAUCUACAACAGAUAAGAUCACUACGAGGAACACGUCAGAGGAGAAAGCUAAAGGAGAACCACAAUCCAAAGCUGCUGAAACUCGAGAAUUUCGGGAACUUGCUUGUAUUACACCAGACCUAUCCGGCCAAAAUCCAUCUCAAAAUGCAGGAAAUUGUACUCCUGAUCUAUUUGACUUGAUGAAUGCUGGUAAUGUACUGUCCGAGAGAUCCGCCACACCAACGCUUUGCGGGCUAAAGCAGUUGAUUGUGGCCACCAUAGAGACACCAACAGCAACUCCUAUCGAAGUGGAGGACAAAGAAAAUCAGGACUUUAUUGUCACUCCGAGCAAAGAGCCAGCAAGCGAAUCUCCCAAAAAUGGCAACGAAAAUAACGAAACUAAUCAGGAUUUCAUUGCCCCUCAGCCGUUUCCCUUUCACUUAAAGCGCAAGCAAGAAAGAUUGCAAGCAACCGAAUCUCUUAAAGAUCGCCCUGAUGGCGAGCUCAUAAAUCAGGAUUUCAUAGAAACUCAGCCAUUUCCUUCGAAGCUCAAACAAAAUGCCUGGAAAGCAGCCGACUAUCCUAAAGACCGCAGCUAUGAGGAGGAAACUAAUCAAGAUAUCAUUGCCACUCAGCCGUUCCCCUUAUGGAAGAAGAAAAAUAGGAACGCAGCUGAAUCAACUGAAGAACACCGCGACAGUGAGGACAAUCAAGAUUUUAUAGCCACGGAGGCAUUCCCCUCGAUAAGCAAGCAAGCAAGUAAGAACACUCCAGAAAAUAAAGAGAACAUUCCAGUUGAAAAAAAUGAUACAGAACCCAAAGCUUCUACUUCCAAAGACGCAAAAAAUUUGAAUUCUCGUACAUAUAAUGAAAUCAUGGAGAUACUGGACAAAAUGGCUGCAGGCCUUCCACAGCCGCCUGAUGAUCCAAACGAACCUCAAAUUAAGUUCGUUGAACCUUCCAUUAUUAUGGAUGAAAACUAUAAUGCUAAGGUUGCCCGUCUAGAAUCCAUCUAUCCGGACAGGGACAGCAAGCGGCUUUGGGGCUUACCGAAAUUACCCGAAGUCUUGAAUAGCCGCAUAGCCGGAUCGGAGUCACCUCCACGUACUACAAGAAACGCAUGUCAACGACGCCUUUCAGACGAAUCACCAAGAAUUGAGCCCAGAAAACGGCCAGCGGCUGCAGAAAACUCACCCGAACCUAAAAAUAAGAUCAGCCGUCUACCUUUGAAUUCGUUUAUUGAAGAAGAUGAUAAAAAGGCAGCUGACAAGGAGAGUACGCCGGAAUUGGUGGUCAGUAACACACAACUCGAUUCUGCUUCGCAUUCCAAAGUAAAGAAGACAACCGGACCCCAAAAAGAGGAACAGGCAUCUGACAUGGAAAGUUCACCGGAAUUGGUGGUCAAGGUGCGGCCGGGUAGAUCAAAGAGGUCGACUAGCACACAGCUCGAUUCUGCUUCACAUUUCAAAGUAAAGAAGAAAAUUGAACCCAAAAAAGAGGAACAGACAGCUGACAAGGAAAGUUCAUAUUCCAAAGUAAAGAAGACAGUCGAACCCAAACAAGAGGAACAGGAUGUUCCAGAUGCACCACGCAGUCGAUUAAGAAACGCAAAAACAAUCGACAAGAUUCAGGAAAAGGCAGCCAAAAUUGGGAAUACACCCGAAGAAGGAGUCGUUGAAAAGAUAGCAAGCAAGCGAGUAGGAAGACCUAGAAAGAUCAAAACACCAACAUCAACACCGCAGGACACCAUACAGAGUAAGAUAAAGAAGGAGAACCCACCAGAGAAAGAAAAUGCGAAUACUAGUGCAGUGGCAAAACGGAGGGUGGGCAGACCUAGGAAGUCCCAAAAACCAACAGAAGAUAAACCAGAACUAAAAGUGAGAAGAAGUGAGACAUCAUCUACAACAGAUAAGAUCACUACGAGGAACACGUCAGAGGAGAAAGCUAAAGGAGAACCACAAUCCAAAGCUGCUGAAACUCGAGAAUUUCGGGAACUUGCUUGUAUUACACCAGACCUAUCCGGCCAAAAUCCAUCUCAAAAUGCAGGAAAUUGUACUCCUGAUCUAUUUGAUUUGAUGAAUGCUGGUAAUGUACUGUCCGCAAAAACAAUCGACAAGAUUCAGGAAAAGGCAGCCAAAAUUGGGAAUACACCCGAAGAAGGAGUCGUUGAAAAGAUAGCAAGCAAGCGAGUAGGAAGACCUAGAAAGAUCAAAACACCAACAUCAACACCGCAGGAAAACAUACAGAGUAAGAUAAAGAAGGAGAACCCACCAGAGAAAGAAAAUGCGAAUACUAGUGCAGUGGCAAAACGGAGGGUGGGCAGACCUAGGAAGUCCCAAAAACCAACAAAUAACAACAACAAAUAAACCAGAACUAAAAGUGAGAAGAAGUGAGACAUCAUCUACAACAGAUAAGAUCACUACGAGGAACACGUCAGAGGAGAAAGCUAAAGGAGAACCAAAAUCCAAAGCUGCAGAAACUCGAGAAUUGGUCAAAAAACAGCAAGGGUGUUCUCCCGUUUUCCACUUUGAAGAAUAAAUAUUUUUGAGCCCUUGUGGAACCUGUA